Molecule: messenger RNA, 990 nt
Organism: Cariama cristata (Red-legged seriema)
Lineage: Eukaryota; Metazoa; Chordata; Aves; Cariamiformes; Cariamidae
Gene: CDC14A
Product: cell division cycle 14A
Exons: 9
Biological process (GO): positive regulation of cytokinesis; microtubule cytoskeleton organization; protein dephosphorylation
Cellular component (GO): spindle pole; centrosome; nucleolus
Molecular function (GO): protein serine/threonine phosphatase activity; protein tyrosine/serine/threonine phosphatase activity
Source: RefSeq, a predicted model, not a curated record
UAUGGAGAUUUCGGACCUUUAAAUUUGGCGAUGUUAUACAGAUACUGUUGUAAACUAAAUAAGAAAUUAAAGUAUUUCAGUCUAUCAAGAAAGAAGAUAGUGUACUAUACCAGUUUUGACCAGCGGAAACGAGCAAAUGCGGCGUUUUUAAUAGGUGCAUAUGCUGUAAUAUACUUGAAGAAAACACCAGAAGAAGCUUACAGAACACUUUUGUCUGGAUCUCAUCCACCAUAUCUUCCGUUUAGGGAUGCUUCAUUUGGGAACUGCACAUACAAUCUUACGAUCUUGGACUGUUUACAGGGAGUAAAUAAGGCCUUGCAGCAUGGAUUUUUUGACUUUAAGACAUUUGAUGUGGAUGAAUAUGAACACUAUGAGCGAGUGGAAAACGGUGACUUCAACUGGAUUGUUCCAGGAAAAUUUUUGGCAUUUAGUGGACCACACCCAAAAAGCAAACUUGAAAAUGGUUAUCCUCUUCAUGCGCCUGAAGCCUACUUUCCCUAUUUCAAGAAACACAAUGUCACAUCAAUCAUAAGACUAAACAAAAAAAUUUAUGAGGCAAAACGCUUUACUGAUGCUGGUUUUGAGCAUUAUGACCUGUUUUUCAUAGAUGGAAGCACACCAAGCGACAGUAUAGUUCAGAGGUUCCUGAACAUCUGUGAAAAUGCUGACGGUGCUAUUGCUGUACAUUGUAAAGCUGGCCUGGGGAGAACAGGAACACUGAUUGCCUGUUACAUAAUGAAACACUACAAGUUCACACAUGCUGAAGCCAUUGCUUGGAUAAGAAUAUGUCGACCAGGCUCUAUUAUAGGACCCCAGCAACACUUCUUGGAAGAGAAGCAAGCAAUGUUAUGGCUGGAGGGAGAUCUCAUCCGAUCAAAGCAGAAACAAGGAGUAGUUGAUGGAAACAUUAACAGAGUUCUUUGUGGCUUGAAUGACAUUUCAAUCAGUGACAGCUUGAAUAAAGUACAAGAUUUGGAUCAAUACAGAGAG